UUACUCUACUGUACAUUCGCCAAUACCACGGCAAAUAGCUCUCUUCUUCACAUUUACUGUUGUUUUUUUGUUUUCGCGGCAAAAAAUAGGAACGAAUUUCGGUAAAUAUUCGUUCUGGCGGCCUCAAACUGGCGCACCGAGGACCCGCAAUUAGAUAAAAAACAAUUGCAAUCGACACACAACCAUCCAAACGAAUAAUGGGUAAACUAGGCAAAAAGAAGGUGGCCGAAGAAAUGAGCCGCAAAAAAUCUGAGGCCGAGGCCAAACAGAAGAACGGCGAUGGCGCCGUCGACUCUGAGGAUGGUAUCGACUCGAAGGACGGCAGCUCCGAUAAGAAUGAUGCCGCAUCCUUGCUCAGCGGCAGCUCCUCCCAAAAGCAACGCUCCAAUCAGCAAAAACGCAAGUCCUCGGUCAUGGUCGCCAGCGCCGAAGCCGCCGGGGGAGCCUCUGAUGCUGCCACCAAAGCCAAAUCCAAAGCGAAAUCCAAGUCCAAGUCUAUAGAAGGAGACUCCGAUGAUAGCGACGAUCUGCCGCUAAAUGGCAGAAAGAGUUCCAAUUCGAACGAGUCCACUGGCGGUGGUCCGCCGGCCAAGAAGCCGCGCAAACAAGCCAAACCCAAAUCGACAAAGUCAGGCACGGCCCCAUCGACAUCCACAGCUGCGGCAGCCAAAGGCAAAGCCAGCAACAAUAGCAAAAAGAAGGCAGCCGCCCAAAAAAUUGCCGCCAAUUCAGACAAUGACUACGAGGACGCAGUCGAUGAUGAGUCGCUGGCGAAUUCCGAUGAUGAUUCGGACUUCAAGAAGCACGAUCUUGAAGAGGAGUACGAGGUGGAGGCCAUCAUUGGCCACAAGAAGGUGCGCGGCGCCUCGUUUUUUCUGGUACGCUGGAAGGGCUACAGUUCCGACGCGGACACAUGGGAGCCGGAAAGUGAAUUAAAUUGCGAUGAUCUGAUCGCUGCAUUCCGCAAAAAGGCAACGUCAAGUCAUGGCGGACCGUUAAAGGGCAAGGGCAAAAGCAAUGACAAUGGCAAUGCCAAGGCAAAGUCCAAAAGAGUAGCAUCAUUAAAAUUCGAAGGAGCUGCUGCUGCUGGCAAAUCUGCUGGUGGCAAGAAGGCAGCACACGGCAAGCAAUCGUCCAGCAAGAAGUCCACCGAUGAUCCCGAAAAGGAAUGGGUCGUCGAGCGUAUCAUUGAUUUCGUUGACGAUGACGAGGCUGGCGGCCUGUAUCGUAUACGCUGGAAGGGUUUCGGCGCCAAAGACGACACAUGGGAGCCCGAAAUGAAUCUCUCCUGCGAGGGUCUGAUUGGGAAAUUCAAGCGGGGCCUCGUCUCGCAGCACAACGUUGAUGUCAAGGAGCUGCGAGAAUCGCCCAAGAAAACCAAGCGACUGGUGAACGAGUGCUAUCCACGCACCAAUAUAGCGAAUCGCAUCGAGCGCUCAUCCAAGCGGGCAGCUGCCAAGAAUCGUGUCUUUUAUGGGGAGGAGUGAGAUACGGCCUAGAGGGGGAAGACAACGACGACAAGCAGAAGAAAUUCCCCUGCAGUUCCCCAUCUACAUACACCCCAUACCGAUGGCGUAGAUACCGGGUUGAAUUUGCAUAGAACUACAAACAUUUUUCCUUUGAUGUGCGCGGGCGUACUUGAUGUCUUGGCAGGAAGAUCCAAGCCCAAGCAUACACCCCGAACAUAAUUCCCCAACCACCCCCAAAUCGAUGCACAGAUCCCACAGCAA
Messenger RNA from Drosophila subobscura, 1730 nucleotides. RefSeq names its product chromodomain-helicase-DNA-binding protein 1. The record is from RefSeq and is a predicted model, not a curated record. Gene Ontology annotation, cellular component: pericentric heterochromatin. The transcript has 4 exons. Gene Ontology annotation, biological process: negative regulation of transcription by RNA polymerase II; chromatin organization. Gene Ontology annotation, molecular function: chromatin binding. The coding region runs from base 198 to 1487 and encodes 429 amino acids. NCBI's taxonomy places the organism in Eukaryota, Metazoa, Arthropoda, Insecta, Diptera, Drosophilidae.